AAAUGGAAGAAGAGAUCGCUGCCCUGGUCGUUGACAACGGCUCUGGAAUGUGCAAGGCCGGCUUUGCCGGGGACGACGCUCCCCGCGCCGUGUUCCCGUCCAUCGUCGGACGUCCCAGACACCAGGGCGUGAUGGUGGGAAUGGGUCAGAAGGACAGCUACGUGGGAGACGAGGCCCAGAGCAAGAGAGGAAUCCUCACCCUGAAGUACCCCAUCGAGCACGGCAUCGUCAGCAACUGGGACGACAUGGAGAAGGUGAGGACGAAAGGAAGAAUGGAGUCUGCUGGCGUCCACGAGACGACCUUCAACAGCAUCAUGAAGUGCGACGUAGACAUCCGUAAGGACCUGUACGCCAACACCGUGCUGUCUGGUGGCACCACCAUGUUCCCUGGUAUUGCUGACCGUAUGCAGAAGGAGGUCACAGCUCUGGCCCCACCCACCAUGAAAAUCAAGAUCAUCGCUCCCCCAGAGAGGAAGUACUCCGUCUGGAUCGGCGGUUCCAUCCUGGCCUCCCUCUCCACGUUCCAGCAGAUGUGGAUCAGCAAACAGGAGUACGACGAGUCCGGACCUUCCAUUGUUCACCGCAAGUGUUUCUAAGACAAAAACGCUGCAGGAUUCCUGCCAGCACGGAGUAGCUGGACCGUUACGUUCCAGAAUUUACUUCUUAAUUUUCACUAUCUACCUCCAUCUGCCGAGCUCUAUCAAUGACAACAACAAUUAAACGUCAGUAUUGGUUCA
Cynoglossus semilaevis (tongue sole) is the source of this 737-nucleotide messenger RNA. Its product is annotated as actin, cytoplasmic 2-like. The coding region runs from base 3 to 596 and encodes 197 amino acids. The record is from RefSeq and is a predicted model, not a curated record. The transcript is spliced from 4 exons. NCBI's taxonomy places the organism in Eukaryota, Metazoa, Chordata, Actinopteri, Pleuronectiformes, Cynoglossidae.